This is a messenger RNA of Camelina sativa (false flax), 1627 nucleotides long. RefSeq lists its product as uncharacterized. The record is from RefSeq and is a predicted model, not a curated record. Lineage: Eukaryota; Viridiplantae; Streptophyta; Magnoliopsida; Brassicales; Brassicaceae.
UUUGCCUUUGGUCUCUCUCUACAACUUUUAAGAAACAAGAGUGGGACAUGACAACGAAGAAGACCAUGAUCAUCAUGGUGAUUCCCCUUUAGACCAUAUUGCCACGAUCUGAUUUGAUCUCUGAAUCAGACUCAUAGGUUCAAAGCUUAAAACUUUUUUUCUUUUUUUUUUCCCUUUACGAUCUGUUUCAUAGAAUCAAAAGUAAAAGCUCUGUUCUUUUCAAGAUCUUUUCUAUUGUUCUUACAGAAUCUCAUCGAAUUUAGCAAACCCAUUUUGUCUGAAAACUCAAAACUUUUUUUUUCUUUUUCUCUGUUUUUGAUUUGAUUUAAUUAAUAAAUGGGUUGUGCAAGCUCGAAGCAUCGAAAUCGUUGCCGUAACUGCAGAGGAGGAUUAUCUCCGGUGAUUGUACCUCGGAGCUAUUCAAUGCACGUUCAUCAUCCGGCACAACACAGCGGCGAUAGCUAUCACACGGUGGCUCUCACUUCCUCCACCAUUGGAUCUCUUAGUCUUUGCGAUUCUUCUUCUUUCAGGCAUUUUCACAAUCAACGCGUUUCCGACGAAACUGGUGAGAAGAAGAUGAAGAAUUCUUCGGAUUUGGUUAUUGAAGCCAAGGUUUGGUCAAGUAUGAUAAAGGAGAGAAUCCCAAAGAUUGUUCCGAGAACUCCGAUUGUGACGCCUCCAGGAGAGCCAGAGACGAUCAAUACAUGGGAGUUGAUGGAAGGUCUUGAAGAUGUUAGUCCUUUACGAUCACCUAAUCACUUGAGGAGCUUCUCGUUUGAUGUUGUUCGUAUCCAACCUAGUCAUGAAUUUGAUCUUCCCAAAUCAAGGUUUCAUGAGAAUGUGAAGUUUGAUAGCAGAGUUGGUGAUGAUUUGGAUCCAACUGAGCAUCCUUUUCAUAUCCGCAUUCCCGAGAUGAAGACGAAUCCGCAAGUCGGGUCAUCAGAUGAAGGAAACUUGGAAAGAAAGAUUUUAGGUAAAGUAAAGGUGAUACUUUAUUUCACAAGCCUUAGAGGUAUAAGGAAGACAUAUGAGGACUGCUGCCAUAUCCGGAUCAUACUAAAAAGCUUAGGGAUCAGGAUCGAUGAGCGUGAUGUAUCGAUGCAUUUGGGUUUCAAAGAUGAGCUGAAGAAGUUAUUGGAGGAUAAAUUGGAGAAUGGCGUUGGAAUAACCUUACCUAGAGUUUUCUUGGGGGACAAGUAUCUUGGGGGAGUCGAUGAGAUUAAAAAUUUGAAUGAAAAUGGGACACUUGAAAUGCUUAUAAAAGGCUGCCAAAGGGUCAAAGAUGGCUUAACAGGUUUUGAUAUCGAAUGUGAGGCUUGUGGAGAUGUUAGGUUUGUGCCUUGUGAGACAUGUUCAGGCAGCUGCAAAAUCUACUAUGGAGGUGAACAAGUUACAGAGUAUGGAUUUCAAAGAUGUCCAUAUUGUAAUGAGAAUGGAUUGAUCAGAUGUCCCGUGUGUUGUGACUUGUGAGUCAAUAUACAAAACUUUUUUUUUUUUUGGUGUGUGGCUCGAGUAGAUUGUUUGUAUUGUACAGUGGAGUUCUAAUUGAUAUUGAAAAUAGAUUUUAGGUCAAAAUACAAUUUAUAAAAUGUUGAUAAAAAUUGAGGUUGUUUGUAACUCCAAACCA